Molecule: messenger RNA, 954 nt
Organism: Micromonas commoda
Lineage: Eukaryota; Viridiplantae; Chlorophyta; Mamiellophyceae; Mamiellales; Mamiellaceae
Product: Drug/Metabolite transporter superfamily
Exons: 2
Biological process (GO): pyrimidine nucleotide-sugar transmembrane transport
Cellular component (GO): Golgi membrane
Molecular function (GO): pyrimidine nucleotide-sugar transmembrane transporter activity
Source: RefSeq, a predicted model, not a curated record
AAGUCGCUGAAGAUUGCCCUGGUGUGCAGCGACUGCCUGUUGGUCUCCUUCCAGCCCUUGCUCGUGCACCUGAGCAAGUCCGCCGACGGAACCUUCGCGUUCGAUCCAAUCAGCGUCAACCUUUUGGUUGAGUGCGUCAAGUGCGUGUUCGCCGUGUGCUUCAUCGUAUACACGGCCAAUCAACCGUCACCGGAGGCCAAAGCGCUCAGGUCGGUGUCUAGGCUGAGGAGGGCGGCGCGGGAGAACCUUCCACUGGCGUUCCCGUCCGCGCUCCACGCGGUGAACAACUACCUGAAGUUCGCGAUGCAGCUCUACUUUUCGCCAACCACCGUCCGCAUGCUGGCCAACCUGAAGGUGCUCGUGAUCGCCGUGCUGCUCAAGACGAUCACGCGCAGGCGGUUCAGCGUCAUACAGUGGGAAGCGUUGGCGCUGCUGGUGCUGGGCGUGACCGUGAACCAGAUGAAGCUGAGUUUGGGGGCGGGUGGGGCGGAGGACGCCGCGAUGUCACCGAUGGCGCUGAUGUACACCGCGAUGUUCAUAUCGUUCCCGUCGUUCGCGAGCGUGUUUAACGAGGUUACGAUGAAGAAGAACUUUGAGACGAGCGUGAGCCUGCAGAUGUUCUUCUCGUACUUUUGGGGAGCCGUGUUCAACCUCAUCGGUUUGUUCGGCGUGGGCGUGUACAGGAGCUGGAACGGCGGAAGCGAGGGGUGGAUGCCCAGCGUGUUCAGAGGGCACUCCAUCGUCACCUGCUUGCUGGUGGCCAACAACGCGGCGCAGGGUGUCCUGUCAACCUUCUUCUUCAAGUUUGCGGAUUCGGUGAUGAAGAAACAUUCGAGCAACGCGGCGACCAUCUUCACCGCGCUGCUGUCGGCGGCCAUGUUCGGUCACACGCUGCGGGCAAACUUCGUGGUGGGCGGGGCGAUCGUGCUCAUAUCCAUGCACCUGUUCUACGCC